AUCAAUAUUUUUGCAAUGAUUUCUGUAUUUCAAAUUAGUAUUUUCUGUAAUUGUAUAGAGCAGAGAGUGGGAGAAUAGAAGGAAGUAUGAGUGAUCCAAUUGUAUGGUACACAGAACAUUUUACAAUUUUAACUCAUGUUUAUUUUCCAGUGUAACAUUUAUAUUGUUGUUUCAGGAGUUAAAUUAAGUUAAAACUUCUUCUUGAUAGGGGGCGCAAUUUCAACAUAUGGCAAAAUAUGCGUACCCAUUUUAAACUGCCUAUUUCUCAUCCCCCGAAACUAGACUAUGCAUAUAUAAGUCAGAUUAGGAUAGAAAACACUCUGAAGUUUCCAAAACUGUAAGAAGUUUGUCUGUGAGUUAAACAGAACUUUUAUUGCAGGUGAAACCUGAGAAAACUUCAAGCAGGAAGUGGCACUAAUUUUGAGAGCUCUGUGUUCCAAUGCAUUCCUAUUGCAUAUGUGAAGUCUUAUCAAUAAGACCUCUUUUUCUAUGUCUUCCCUAAGGUGUCAACAGCUUUUAGACGUAGUUUCAGGCCUUUAUUUUGAAGGAUGAGCUUGCAAGAGCACAUUGAGUAAGUGGACAGGUGCGGGCUCUCUGGGUGAAUCUUGCGUAAAUCUGAAAGGUAGCCAUUGUUUCUCUCGCUCUAGUGAGAAGCCAACUGUCCCGGUUGAUUUAUUAUUGAAUAGAUAUGUGAAAAACACAAUGAAUUUGGAUCAGAAACAACGUUUGACAUGUUUAUGUGGACAUUAUGGAUAUCAUUUGGAAUUCUUUUCGCCGUUGUUGAAAACGCUUUUUCCGGUGGAGUCCUGGUCAUGACGCAUCAAACAAACGGAGGUGUUUGGAUAUAAAACAUAUCUUUAUGGAACAAAAGGAACAUUUGCUGUCUAACUGGGAGUCUCGUGAGUGAAACCAACCGAAAAUCAACAAAGGUAAACGAUUCAUUUGAUUGCUUUGCUGGUUGUUGUUACCGAGUUACCUGACGCUAGCUGUUCUUAUUGUUUUGUCGAGCGAUCGAUACAUUUACACAAAUGCAUGUAUUGCUUUCGCUGUAAAGCAUCAUUUCAAAAUCUGAGACGACAGAUGGAUUAACAAAAGGCUAAGCUGUGUUUUACAAUAUUCCACUUGUGAUUUCAUGAAAUUAUAUUUUAUGAUUACCCUCUGGCGCUAGGCUACACUAUGCUAGUCAGGGUUUUUAAUGACAGAAAUCCCGGAUCCGGGAUGGGUAGCAAUGAAAGAUUAACUCCUUGUUAAUCCAACCGCUUUGUCAGAUUUCAAAAAGGCUUACGGUGAAAUCAUACCAUGCGAUUAUCUGAGGACAGCGCCCCGCGUACAAAAGCAUUAAAAACAUUUUCCAACCAAGCUGCGGCAUCACGAAAGUCAGAAAUAGGGAUAAAAUAAAUCACUUACCUUUGAAGAUCUUCCUCUGUUUGCAAUCCAAAGGGUCCCAUCUAUAUCACAAAUUGUUGUUUUGUUCGAUAAAGUCCUUCUUUAUUUCAACAAAAAGUCAGUUUAGUUGGCGCGCUUCAUUCAACAAUCCACCGGUUUCCCCUCGUUGAAAAUGCAUACAAAAUUAAUCCCAAACGUUACCAAUAAACUUUGUCCAAUCAAGUCAAACAACGUUUCUAAUCAAUCCCAGGUACCCUAAUACGUAAAUAAACAAUACAAUUUAAGACGGAGAAUAGUAUGUUCAUUACCGGAGAUAAAUGACAAAGUGCGCACCCUCACCGGAGCGCAUCAUAACACUACAGCCAAAAUGGGAGCCACUUAGGAAAAACUACAAAUUCUAGCUAAUUUUUCAAAAAACAAGCCUGAAACUCUUUCUAAAUACUUUUGACAUCUAGUGGAAGCCCUAGGAACUGCAAUCCGAGAGGUAUUCCUUUUAUAUUCCUACAGACAACCAUUAAAUUAGUGGUGAGCUACAAAAAAAAUUCUGGAUGGAUUCUCCUCUGAUUUUUGCCUGCCAUAUCAGUUCUGUUAUACUCACAGACAUUCUGUUAACAGUUUCAGAAACUUUAGAGGGUUUCCUAUCCAAAUCUACCAUGCAUAUGCAUAUCCUAGCUACUGUGCCUGAGUAACAGACAGUUUACUUUGGACACCUCAGUCAUCCAAACUUCCGAAUACGGCCCCCUAGCCCUAAGAAGUUUUAACCCUAAUUUGCUCCAGCUGUGCUGUACCACUAUGGCUGACCCUGUAAAACAACACAUUUCACUGCAAGUAUCUGGUGUAUGUAACAAUAAAACAUUUAAACAUAUUUUUUAUUUAUAGAGGGUUCUAGGCAGAACCAUUUACAAUGGGAUUUACCUAGCACCAAAAAGGGUUCCCCUGUGGGGACAAGAACCCUAUGUCUUUGUACUUUGAAUCUUUAUUUCUAAGAGUGUAUCCUCUUUUUCAAUCUGUAACCAGGAGAGCACAAGCACCAAUAGUUUCCCUAAUGGUGGAACAAAUGCUGGAAUAUACAGAAUAGACCACUAUAUCCAGCAUUCCUUAACGGCAUAAUCACUGGGCUGUGAAUGCUUUUCAGUGGAACUGGUGAAGCUGGAAAAAAGAUUUUGGGAUGUGUGUGUGAAACUUAAUACCUGAGAUGCAAGUACCUCUCUUCAGGGUGAGCUAAAACCUGUUAACUUGAUUGCCCAUACCUCCAAUCCAGUAAAUGUUUAGCUACUAAUGAUGCAUAUUGCAAUUGGCCAGAUAGAGAACAUGAUAGAGUUUAUUUAAAGUUUAUUGGUCAUGUGACAUAAGCAUUUGGGUAAGUUUCACAUGACGGGCUGUGUGUGUUCGGGUUGUUCUUUCAUGUAUAGUUCCACAUUCAUCAUUGGUGCCUGUCUACUCUCUGUAUGUUUGAUUGUUUGUUUUCUGGUCAUAGUUCCUCCACUAGUAAAUGUGACAGUUGAUGUUCCUCCUGUCAUUGGGGAGAAUGAGGUUAUCUUGGCAACCUGUGUGGCUGCUGGUGCCAAGCCACAGGCAGAUGUGAGAUGGAAGACAGGUGCAUUGGGCAGUUUGUUCAGGACAGUGACUAACUCCACCCAGCACACCAACGGAACCACCACAGUACUCAGCCACCUGCUCGGGGUGCCGACCAGAGCAGCAAAUCAGCAGCAGGUCCAGUGUGUGAUCAACCAGUCUGCCCUGGUAACAGAGAAUACCUACAACUACAGCAUAAACAUCCACUAUCCACCUCAGACAGUGAACAUUACCCUUAGUGAGGCCUCUAAAACCACAGUCUUCCUUUGUGUAGCAGACGGCAACCCACACCCCAACUACACCUGGAGCAGAGUGGGCCAGCCAUGGCCUGGGUCAUCAGUGAGAGCAGAGGAAGGAGACACACUGCACUUCCUCAGCUCUGAGCUGAAUGGUCUCUAUGUCUGUGAGGCCUCCAACCCCUACGGACGAGCAACUGGCUCCCUCUAUGUACACACAUCCUCUGAGACCUCUGCUGCCUGUUGGGUUCUACUCAUUGUCCUUCUAUGCUUGAUUGUUGCUGGGGCUGCACUUUUAUGGUACCAGGGCAAAUACCGACAGUUUCCUUGGAGUUCAAUCAUGGCCAAUCACCAGUUCCAGGCACCACCACAGGUUGAGGAAGAUGAACCUGGGAUGUCUGAGUUCUGACACUCCAAACCAGGAGGGCGGAGAAGGCAGAAGUAACGUGAUAAAUCACAGGAUAGGCUGAGAGCAGAUGCCAGAAGAAUCUCAGACAUGCACUGGGUGUGGGAAGAAUUCCAGUCUGCACAUUCUCCGAUGUUCUAACCAUCUAAUGAUCAGAGACCCAAUGCAGUAUUCACUGUGACAUUAGAAACCUUGGCUCGGUCACUCCUCCACCACAGCUUUACACAGUGCUGGCCCUUGUUUCAGUUUUUUAUCACCUCUCCUGGACUCCGCCUUGCCGUAGUGGAGGGGCGUUGUGACUUCAGCGGGAACAACAACUCUCCUGUAUGUAUGGUGCAUGUUGAAGUCAACUAAAGGGAGGCCAGUUAUACUGUAAAUAACAUGUCAAAUGGAGAAUCUUGUCAGUAAUGACUAGCCAAACCCUGACUGAUGCUGGUACUUGUAGCUGCUCAUAAUGUGUUCCUUCAUAUUAUGCAGCCUUGUGUAGUGUUGGUACAGAGAGCAGUUAUAAGAGGAGCCAUGAAACCAAGGGUGUGGCUAGUGAUCCACUGGGAACAGAAGCCAGAGGUACUUCUUGCAGAGGCUCCAAAUGUAAUUCCUUCAUAUUAUGCACUUAUCCAGUCUUGGUACAGGGAGCAGUUAUAAGAGGAACCAUGAAACCAAGGGUGUGGCUAGUGAUCCACUGGGAAUAGAACCGCCACUAACAGCUGCAUGAAUCCUAUCCCUGAUUAACCCUGUAUUAUGUGUUGUUUUAGCCUAGCAUUAGUGUAGCAUGGCAUUUUUGUCCAACAGUAGUUAGUUAGAGUAGUUAGAAUGCAGGACUUUACACUUCAUUAUUAGUUAGAAUUGUAUUUAUUUUAUUUAAUCUUUAUUUAACUAGGAAAGUCAGUUUAAGAACAAAUUCUUAUUUACAAUGACGGCCUCCUAAAUGUCAAAACGCCUCCUGCGGGGAUGGGGGCUGGGAUAAAAAAAAAAAAAUACAAAUAUAGGACAAAACACACAUCAUGACAAGAGAGACAACACAUCACUACCUAAAGAGAGACCUAAGAAAACAAAUUAGCAAGGCAGCAACAUAUGACAACACAGCAUGGUAGCAACACAACAUGACAGCAACACAACAUGACAACAACAUGGUAGCAACACAAAACAUGGUACAAACAUUAGAAAGAGGAGGAAGGGAAGCGCUACUAAGGUACACUAUAGUAUAUUUUGGUAGAUAGAAGGUGCUCUUUGGUAAAAGGUGUAAAUUGGUCAUCAAAAAGAAAGGAGGACCAAGGCACUCUUCAUAUAAUUAAUUAUGGCAAGGCACUAUUAACUUUGGCAAGGCACUACAAGUCCUUACACCAUGGCAACCCUGCCUCCCUACAAGCUAUGGGUAUUGAUCAUGUUCCUACCUCUAUCGUCUCAAACAGUUAAACCAAAGGGAAAGUUUUUGGAUUUACAAACUACAGGCCACUAAGUACCCUGGUUUAAAUGAAGAUAUGGAUUUCUCACCCUUCCUGUAGGGUCGUGAUGGGUCCAUUUGCUGUCAUCUAGUGGACAUUUUGCUCAAUUGCCCUCAACUAUGUUUGGACUGUUGUUCAUGUUUUGCUGUGGUCUAGUGUACUGUGGAAUAUAUUGCUUUCUUGUUCUGGACACUUCUCCCAGUCAUGGUUAGGGUUGAAACUGCCUCUCUGGGUGUUCUGAUGCUUCUAGCUUGGAGUUGUAUGCUCAUGUUAACAUAGCUACAGUAUUUCACCUUUUCAUGUGUAUAUUAUUGCUUACUAGGUGUGUCCAAUUUGGUAACCACUCCCUCUUCUAAUUAGGGCUAAUUGGAAAAGCCUUUCAAAAGAGGACAUUGUAUUCUCCUUUUUCUGUACUCCCUGACGAAGGCCAUGCAGCCGAAACGCGUCGGUUUUUAAACAACUUUGUUUCUAUUGAACAUGCCAUACUAAUAAAGGCAUUUUAAUUAAUUAUA
Molecule: messenger RNA, 5560 nt
Organism: Salvelinus fontinalis (brook trout)
Lineage: Eukaryota; Metazoa; Chordata; Actinopteri; Salmoniformes; Salmonidae
Product: nectin-4-like
Exons: 7
Coding region: 2758-3606 (282 amino acids)
Biological process (GO): homophilic cell-cell adhesion; heterophilic cell-cell adhesion
Cellular component (GO): adherens junction
Source: RefSeq, a predicted model, not a curated record